AAGUGUCCAAACACAGAGAAAAACUCCUGCUGAAGCGACUGAUCUCCACACUGUUAUAAAGAUGGCGUUUAUUAAAGAGGAGAGUGAAGAUGUGAAGAUUGAAGAAACAUUCAGAGUCAAACAGGAAGAUCUGCAGGAACAAACAGACCUAAUUGAAGAGAAUGGAGGAAGGAAAGAGGAGGAACAUCAUGUCAAAAUUAAGGAAAACGCUCAUUCACAGUCUGAUGGUAUUUUGAAAAGGAGAGACAAGAAUCAUUUCACCUGCACUCAGUGUGGAAAGAGUUUUGGAAGAAACGGCAAUCUUAGGAUUCACAUGAUGAUCCACACUGGAGAGAAACCAUUCACAUGCAUUCAGUGUGGGAAGAGUUUCAACAAAUCAUCAAACCUUAAUCAACACAUGAAAAUCCACACUGGAGAAAAACCAUUCACAUGCACUCAGUGUGGGAAGAGUUUCAACCAAUCAUCAUCCCUUAAUCAACACAUGAGGAUCCACACUGGAGAGAAACCAUUCACAUGCACUCAGUGUGGGAAGAGUUUCAGCCAAUUAUCCCACCUUAAUGAACACAUGAUGAUCCACACUGGAGAGAAGCCAUUCACAUGCACUCAGUGUGGGAAGAGUUUUAUCCGCUCAUCAUCCCUUAAUCUACACAUGAGGAUCCACACUGGAGAGAAACCGUUCACAUGCACUCAGUGUGGGAAGAGUUUUAACUGCUCAUCACACCUUAAUCACCACAUGAGGAUCCACACCGGAGAGAGACCAUUCACUUGCACUCAGUGUGGAAAGUGUUUUAUCCAAUCAUCAUCCCUUAAUCAACACAUGAGGAUCCACACUGGAGAGAAACCAUUCACAUGCACUCAGUGUGGGAAGAGUUUCAGCCAAUCAUCAUCCCUUAAUCUACACAUGAGGAUCCACACUGGAGAGAAACCAAUUACUUUCACUUAAGCCGCGGUCACACUGGACUUUUCUCCCCAUAGACUUCCGUUCAUACGCAUGCGAAUGCGUCAGACCGGAAAUGCAAGUUUCGCAGUUCACUGCAUUGCAAAGUAACAAUAGAAACUGUUGCUUCCAGUCCUCAGCUUUUCAAUUCCACUUAAGGUCUCUGUGACCUCUGACCUAGUUUAGUGGCUCCUGAAAAUGGUUACAAAGAGACACACUGAACAUUCUUCAUGGCUAGAUGACAGUUGUAGCGCAGCAGUUCUGAAUGAAACAGCUCCUUUAAACUUUGACUUUUUGAGGGUUUGCAGAGCCAAUAGGAGAGGUGGAGGCAUCGCUGCCCUGUUUAAAGAUGUCUACGAGUGUAAACAAGUGUCAUUUGGUGACUAUUUGUCUUUUGAAUAUCUGAGCAUGGCACUAAAGGGUCAUGGAUCAUUAUCUACAGACCUCCAAAAUAUUCUCCAACUUUUAUUGAUGAUUUUACAGAGCUGUUAUCAAUAGUAACCUCUGAAUUCAACUAUUUUACUAUUGCUGGGGAUUUUAAUAUUCACAUUGAUAAUUCAGAAAUCAAUGCUGCAAAAGAACUGAUGACUGUUUUUAACACUUUUGACCUGACUCGGCAUGUUCAAGGACCCACACACAAUCAUGGACACACUUUUGAUCUACUUUUAGAUCAACAGGCAUUUCAUCGACUGUUGUUAAGGAUGUUGCACUGAUCAUUUCUGUAUUUUCUUUGAUAUAUUGAUCACUCCAGCUAUUAAAGACAGGUCUCUGUCAGAAAGAGAUGCAUAAAUGAGAACACUAGUGAGCAGUUUAUGAAGGCCAUAUCGCUAGCACCAAGUAUAUCUGCAGACUCUGUUGAUUCUCUCCUUGAUUUGUUUAACUCUA
This is a messenger RNA of Danio aesculapii, 1822 nucleotides long. Its product is annotated as gastrula zinc finger protein XlCGF8.2DB-like. The record is from RefSeq and is a predicted model, not a curated record. Lineage: Eukaryota; Metazoa; Chordata; Actinopteri; Cypriniformes; Danionidae. The coding region runs from base 62 to 943 and encodes 293 amino acids. The transcript has 2 exons. Gene Ontology annotation, cellular component: nucleus.